AUGACUAACUCAAUCGGAACACCAGAGAUUGUUUGGGAAACAAUUUGGGAACAUUUGUCUGAAGAUGCCGAAUAUCAUCUAAGAAAGACUUCGCAAAAACCAGAUUUGGUGCUAAACAAUAGCGACAAAAGAAAUUUUGCCUUAAUUGAGAUUGAGAAGAUCUUAUCUGCUAUGGGUAAGAGUUUGAGUGACUUUGCUCCUAUGCCAACACCAAAUAUUAACAUGUACACCGUGGUAACAAAUCGAUUGAUACAAGAGGAAUUGGCAUAUGAUUGCGAUAGUAUGAAGUUUGAGAACCAGCUGCUAGUUAAACAACUAAAUAAAGAGCAAAGGGAGAUAUAUGAUGAGAUUAUUGAUGAUAUCGAGAAUAACAGUGGAGGGUUGUUCUUUGUAUAUGGUUAUGGUGGAACUGGUAAGACUAUUUUGUGGAAUGCAUUGUUUUUAGGUUUAAGGUCUAAGGGUGCGAUUGUUUUAAAUGUUGCUUCAAGCGGUAUAGUAUCUCUUUUAUUACCAGGCGGACGAACUGCGUAUUCGAGGUUUGCAAUACCUAUUUCGAUUCAUGAAGAUUUAACUUGCAACAUAAGUCAAGGUACUCUUUUAGCAGAGUUAAUUAUUCGUUGCAAAUUGAUCAUAUGGGAUGAAGCACCUAUGAUGCACAAACAUUGUUUUGAAGCUUUAGAUAGAACUAUGAGAGAUUUGUUAAGGUGUAAGAAUUCAAAUAGUUUAGAUACGACCUUUGGUGGGAAAACUGUUGUUUUUGGGGGAGAUUUCAGGCAAAUAUUACCAAUAGCUCAAAUUGGUGAUGGAGUUCUUGGUAAUUCCAGAGACAGAGACUUUGAAAUCACCAUUCCAAAUCAGUUUUUACUUGAAACUAAUGGUGACCCAAUUGCUACCAUUGUUGAAAGUACUUUCCCUAGAUUUCGAAGUGGUAACAAUGAUACUACAGAUCUACAGCAUAGUGCUAUUUUGGCUCCAACUCUUGACGUCGUGGAUAGCAUCAAUCAGUUCAUGAAUGAUCAUAAUUCGGGUGAAGGUAAAACUUAUCUAAGGUGUGAUUCUGAAUGCAAGUCAAACUCCAACGGGGAUAUGUUAUCAGAUUUGCACACUCCUGAGUUUUUAAAUGGUUUGCGCUGUUCUGGAGUACCAAAUCAUUCUCUUACUUUAAAAGUUCAAUCACCAGUUAUGCUAUUAAGAAAUAUUGACCACAGUUUAGGAUUGUGUAAUGGUAUGAGACUUAUUCUUACAAGGUUGGCGGAUCAUGUGUUGGAAGGUCAGAUCAUGUGUGGAAUGAAUGCAGGAGCAAAGGUUUUAAUUCCCAGGAUGUCAUUAACACCUUCAGAUAUCAUAUUGCCAUUUAAAUUUCAAAGGAAACAAUUUCCGUUGAUGCUAUCUUAUGCCAUGACAAUAAAUAAGAGUCAAGGACAAACACUUACAAACGUGGGUUUGUUAUUGAAGAAGCAUGUGUUCAACCAUGGUCAAAUGUACCUGGAGGUCUCCAGAGUAAGCAGUCCAAGGGGAUUAAAAAUUUUGAUUGCUGGUGAAAAUGUACCAUUCCAAAAUACAACUACAAAUGUUGUGUAUAAAGAAAUUUUUAAUAAUGUCUAA
Ipomoea triloba (trilobed morning glory) is the source of this 1605-nucleotide messenger RNA. Its product is annotated as ATP-dependent DNA helicase pif1-like. Gene Ontology annotation, biological process: telomere maintenance; DNA repair. The record is from RefSeq and is a predicted model, not a curated record. The transcript has 3 exons. NCBI's taxonomy places the organism in Eukaryota, Viridiplantae, Streptophyta, Magnoliopsida, Solanales, Convolvulaceae. Gene Ontology annotation, molecular function: DNA helicase activity. The coding region runs from base 1 to 1605 and encodes 534 amino acids.